Messenger RNA from Populus trichocarpa (black cottonwood), 1958 nucleotides. RefSeq names its product probable mitochondrial-processing peptidase subunit beta, mitochondrial. Gene Ontology annotation, molecular function: metalloendopeptidase activity; metal ion binding. NCBI's taxonomy places the organism in Eukaryota, Viridiplantae, Streptophyta, Magnoliopsida, Malpighiales, Salicaceae. The transcript has 9 exons. The record is from RefSeq and is a predicted model, not a curated record. Gene Ontology annotation, biological process: proteolysis. Bases 160 to 1740 code for a protein of 526 amino acids. Gene Ontology annotation, cellular component: mitochondrion.
ACUCCCAUUGCUAUCUGUAAAUGAUAAUGGAAUGACACGUCGUCGGAAUGCAAACCAGAAGCCUCCAGUCCUCGGUGUUUUAAUACACACUACUAUCAUAGACUUUCUUAGGUCUCCCCUGUCAAAUUCAACAAACCCUAAACAGCCAAACCAAAGAUCAUGGCUUGGAAGCGCCUUCUAACCCUGUCUCGCCGCUCCCACAGACCCCUUUCCACCACCGCAUCCAGGUCCUUUUCCGAUGCCGCCGUCUCCACCGCCAGUCCCUUGACUUCACCAACCCCACCACCACCAACCGCCAUGAUCUACGACCGAUUAGCUGAAUCGGUCAAAUCAAAGCUCAAAAUCCUCGAAAACCCGGACCCAAGAUUCCUCAAAUACGGGUCACCCCACCCAACUCUCAAAACGCAUACCCAUAUCCUCUCUGCACCCGAGACCCGCAUCACUACCCUCCCUAAUGGUCUCCGUGUCGCUACAGAGUCGAAUCUCGCUUCGAAGACCGCAACGGUCGGGGUUUGGAUUGAUGCCGGGUCGAGAUUUGAGUCCGAUGAGACAAAUGGGACUGCUCAUUUUUUGGAACAUAUGAUAUUUAAGGGGACGGAGAAGAGGGGUGUGAGGGAGUUAGAAGAGGAGAUUGAGAAUAUGGGAGGUCAUUUGAAUGCGUACACGAGUAGAGAACAGACUACAUAUUAUGCUAAGGUUAUGGAUAAAGAUGUCAAUAAAGCCUUGGAUAUUUUGGCUGAUAUUUUGCAGAAUUCUACUUUCGACGAGGAGCGGAUGUCUAGGGAGAGGGACGUUAUUACUAUGGAAAUGAAGGAGGUUGAGGGGCAAACCGAGGAAGUAAUUUUUGACCAUUUGCAUGCAACUGCUUUCCAAUACUCUCCUUUAGCUCGAACUAUUCUGGGACCUGCUAAAAAUAUUGAAACAAUAUCCAGAGAUGACAUUCGGAACUAUAUACAAACACACUACACAGCUCCUAGAAUGGUGAUUGUCGCCUCAGGAGCUGUGAAGCAUGAGGAAUUUGUUGGAGAAGUAAAGAAGUUGUUUACUAAGUUAUCAUCUGAUCAAACCACUGCUGCACAGUUAGUUGCCAAAGACCCUGCAUUUUUCACUGGCUCUGAGGUUAGGAUAAUUGAUGAUGAUAUUCCUCUGGCACAAUUUGCGGUUGCUUUUCAAGGAGCAUCUUGGACAGAUCCAGAUUCCAUUGCUUUGAUGGUCAUGCAGGCUAUGUUGGGUUCUUGGAACAAGAGUGCUGGAGGUGGAAAGCACAUGGGCUCUGAACUAGUUCAAAGGGUUGCCAUUGAUGAAAUAGCAGAAAGUAUGAUGGCGUUCAACACAAACUACAAGGACACUGGUCUUUUUGGUGUUUAUGCUGUUGCUAAGCCAGAUUCCUUGGAUGAUUUAGCCUGGGCGAUCAUGCAUGAGACAACUAAGUUAUGCUAUCGAGUUUCAGAAGCUGAGGUCACUCGUGCUUGUAACCAGUUGAAAUCUUCCUUGCUACUUCACAUUGAUGGAACUAGUCCUGUAGCCGAAGAUAUUGGGCGCCAGCUACUUACUUAUGGUCGAAGAAUCCCAUUUGCUGAACUGUUUGCAAGGAUUGAUGCUGUUGGUCCAAGCACUAUAAAACGAGUUGCCAGCCGAUUUAUUCAUGACCAGGAUAUUGCAAUUGCUGCCAUGGGUCCCAUCCAAGGGUUGCCUGACUACAACUGGUUCAGACGCAGGACUUACUUAAACCGCUACUAGAUUGUCAUGCCGUUGUUUAUUGCUGCAUCCUUUUGUUUUGGGCAGUUGCCAAACAUUUUGUUGCUUUUACACAACCGAUAUGGCUGCCGAAGUCCAAUUAUUUUUUUAGGUUCUUGCGUCUGUAAUGGUAUCAUUGUUACCAUAAUAAGAAUGCAGUCUCCAGUAUAUGUCCAGGCUGUUAAAAGGGAUUUCUAAUUAUAAGUUUUUUUUGGUUGAUA